GAAAGCUAAAAGCGAAAACAACCCGUUGCUUGGCUUCGCAAAUCCUUUGCAUUCUAUUCCUAUAUUAUUCCCCCUUUCUCUUUCCCUUUUCCCCCGUUCGUUCCGCGUUGCUAGGGCUUCCAAAUCGCAAUGCCGUUGCUCAAUUGAUUCAAUCUGGAUUCCUAGGGUUUGUAAUUCAGAGGUUGUAGUGCAGGGUUUCGAUGAGAUUGGGGUUCUGAGAUCAAAGAUUGGAAUGGGGGAGGGAACUGGGGAUUAUGUGAGAUUGGGAGGAUGCGCCCCGGAUCCUGAGUCUGUGGAUAUGGGGUCGCCGGAGAAGCGAUGUCCUUUGAGGAUGUGCUCGUUGUGGUGUUGGUUGAAGGUGGUGAUCUUGGCCAUUGUGGUGUUGGGUGUUGUUGCGGCCUUCGUUAUCUGGGGUGGCCCGCUCCUCUUGAAAAAGGUGGUUACUCCAAUUUUGGACUGGGAAAUGGCAGCUUUUAGCAGACCAGUCCUUGGGUUGAUACUUUUUACUUCUAUUGCAUUAUUCCCUGCUCUAUUGUUACCUUCUUCACCUUGCAUGUGGAUAGCUGGCAUAACAUUUGGCUAUGGCUAUGGUUUUCUGCUUAUAAUGGCAGGAACAAGUGUUGGCAUGUCACUGCCAUAUUUCAUUGGUUCUUUAUUUCGGUACAGAAUUCAUAGAUGGCUGGAGAAAUGGCCAAAGAAAGCAGCUAUCAUACGGUUAGCUGGUGAAGGAAAUUGGUUUCAUCAAUUUCGAGCUGUAGCACUCAUCAGAAUUUCUCCUUUUCCAUAUAUUAUUUUCAACUAUGCCGCUGUUGCUACAAAUGUCAAGUACAGUCCUUAUAUAGCUGGAUCAAUUGUGGGGACAAUUCCUGAGACUUUCCUGACUAUUUACAGUGGGAUCCUUAUCCGAAGCCUUGCAGAUGCUACAAACCAAGGUGGUUUCUUGUCAAUGCAGCAGGUUAUUUAUGAUGCAAUUGGCUUUUGUGUUGCUGUUGUUGCCACAAUAGCCAUCACCAUCUAUGCAAAGAAAGCUCUUCGAAAGCUCCAAGCCGAGGAAGAGCUCAGUUAGCUUACAAAAUAGGGAUAUUUCUCAAGGACCAAUCUGUGGAUUCCUUAUAUUCAUGUUCAGGAUCCAGAAUGGUUUAUCCUCUCUCACGGUUUGCCUUCCGCUGCUGUGCUUAUGCAAUUGGAUACUUGUAUAGAUCUUUGCCGAUCUUAUGGCCUAGAUGAUGGCGAUGAUCUUCUGUAAAUAACAAGGUAAGUAGCAUUGAACACUCUUUAGGGCCAGCGUCGUUACAGAUAACACACUUGACUGAAAACAAAUACACAAUUCAUAGAACUUAAAUGAACCCUAAAUCAGUUGCUGAAAUUUGUUAUCUGUGGCUUUCUUAACAGUAUGUCAGAUCUCUUAUUGAUUGAACUUUGCCUUGUAUUGUUUAAUUACUGAUUUGUUUAGAAUC
This is a messenger RNA of Dioscorea cayenensis subsp. rotundata (Guinea yam), 1457 nucleotides long. RefSeq lists its product as uncharacterized. The transcript has 4 exons. The coding region runs from base 233 to 1066 and encodes 277 amino acids. The record is from RefSeq and is a predicted model, not a curated record. Lineage: Eukaryota; Viridiplantae; Streptophyta; Magnoliopsida; Dioscoreales; Dioscoreaceae.